This is a messenger RNA of Nestor notabilis (Kea), 594 nucleotides long. Its product is annotated as ankyrin-1-like. Gene Ontology annotation, cellular component: neuron projection; plasma membrane. The annotation marks the transcript as partial. The transcript is spliced from 5 exons. The record is from RefSeq and is a predicted model, not a curated record. Gene Ontology annotation, molecular function: cytoskeletal adaptor activity; transmembrane transporter binding; spectrin binding. Gene Ontology annotation, biological process: protein localization to plasma membrane. Lineage: Eukaryota; Metazoa; Chordata; Aves; Psittaciformes; Psittacidae.
AACGGCUUCACACCCCUCCACAUCGCCUGCAAGAAGAACCACAUCCGGGUGAUGGAGCUGCUGCUGAAGACAGGAGCAUCCAUUGACGCCGUCACCGAGUCCGGCCUGACCCCCCUGCACGUGGCCGCCUUCAUGGGGCACCUGCCCAUCGUCAAGACCCUGCUGCAGCGUGGAGCCUCUCCUAACGUGUCCAAUGUGAACGGGUACACCCCCCUGCACAUCGCUGCCAAGCAGAACCAGAUGGAGGUGGCCAGGAGCUUGCUGCAGUACGGGGCUUCUGCAAACGCGGAGUCCAUGCAGGGAGUCACCCCGCUGCAUCUGGCAUCCCAGGAGGGGCACGCGGACAUGGUGGCACUGCUCUUCUCCAAACAAGCCAACGGCAACCUAGGCAACAAGAGUGGCCUCACUCCUCUCCAUCUCGUGGCCCAAGAGGGACAUGUGCUGGUUGCUGAUGUUCUGGUGAAACACGGAGUCACAGUGGACUCAACGACCAGGAUGGGCUAUACUCCGUUGCACGUGGCCAGCCACUAUGGGAACAUCAAGCUGGUGAAGUUUUUGCUGCAGCAUCAGGCUGAUGUCAACGCCAAGACUAAG